UCAAAAAAUGGCCGCCAUAUCUGAAGCGAUAAAAAAUUUAAAGUGCAAGCUUAAAUUUUGAUAUUGAAAAUGAUCAUAUAAUUUAUAAAGAUGCUAGCCACUCUUGCCAAUAAUUUGAAAUGUUACCUUAAGAUUCAAAAUAUUAAAUUUGAAGGUACGAGUACCUCAUAAAAAGUGCCAACAAAAAAUUUAUACACUUAAGUUGUCGUGAUAAUUGUUCUGGUAGAGCUAAGCUCUCAUUAAAGGACAUAAUAAUUACGAUAGAACACACAGCGAAGUGUAAAUAUAGCACCCAUCUUAGUCUUCCAUAACACAAUCACAAGAUUCUGUCAUUUUGCCUGAUAUCUUAAUUUCAUCCAAUGGUAUUCCACAUUUGGAACAACAAGUUUCUCCCAUAGUGCCUGACACAAAUCUAGAUUCCCCUCUUGACAUAGCCUAAGCCUUAUUAGACUUAAAUUCAAAUAUUUAUGAGGCUCGUUUUGUCAAAAGCCAAAAAUGGAAAAUGUUACUCUUCUUUUAGAACUAUAUAAAUAGAUUUCACUGUCAAAAUAGGGAUAUUAUAAAAUAUCGUUAUAGAGUAGCUGAUUGUCUAAGGCCAAAUGUAAUUUGAUGGUGCUUAUAUUGCUUCGGGUAUACAUGAUCAUCCUUUUGAAAUAGGGACAUUCGAGAUGCUUAAAACUAAAGAAGCACUCGAAAAUAUUGUAGCUCAGAAUCCCCUUGAGACACGCUUAAACAUAACAAACUAUGGAAAGAGAUGUUUGGAGGAUCCAGAAAUAGAAAACUAUUCUGAGGCGAUACCAUCAUUUAUAUCUUUGAAGAGUCACAUAGACAGACUCCUUAUGAAAUAUCGGCCCCCUAGGCCUCAUUCGAUUUUGGAUAUUGAGUUAUCAGCAGAAUAUGCUAUGACAACUCGCAAUGAACGUUUUCUAAUCCAUGGAACAGGUAACUUAUAUGUUUUUGGUACUGAUUCCAUGUUGCGUUUGACCGAGGGUUCUAACAUGAUCUACAUGGAUGGAACUUUUCAUAUAGCUCCUACAUUAUUUUAUCAACUUUAUACCUUGCAUGUUAUGUAUGGUGUUAUGAUACCUAUCAUUUACGCUCUCCUUCCGGACAAGACGAAAGAAACAUAUAUCCGGCUUUUUCAAAUUAUUACUAAUUUUUGCGCCGAACGCCAGAUAACCUUUAAUCCUCGAUUUGGCCAAACAGACUUUGAGGCAGCUUCUAUAUCAGCUCUCAAGUUUGUAUUUCCUGUGAUUAUAAAGGGAUGUUUUUUUCAUUAUUCGCAAGCGUUAUGGCGAAGAUGUCAAUCUUUAGGGUUGGUAAGCUUGUACCUGAACCACUCCAAUGUUCACAAAGUUGUUAGGCGCAUGACAACUUUGCCUUUUUGUAAGGAGGAAGAUAUAUCUAGGGUAAGACAUAAUUGUUAUAUUAUGGCGUCUGAAAAUCCCAUGCUCAUGGAUUUUAUGGAGUAUAUGGAUACGACAUGGCUAGGCCUUAAUGCCAUAUUUCCUCAUGGCAUAUGGACAAGAUAUAAAGUCGAUGGUCCCCGCACCAACAAUCAUCUAGAGGGGUUUCAUCAUGCCUUAAAGAGAAAAACGGCACACGCUCACCCAAAUGUUUACAUUCUUAUAAAAACUUUAAUAGGUCAUCAUUCUAACGACCUCAAAAUUAUCCAGAUCAAUAAUUAGAUCUAGAGUGCGGCGAAGAAAUAGAAAAUAUGAAAGAAUCGAUGAGCAUAUUACAAAUUUAACACAAAUGUAUGAAAGAACUUCUGAUAUUACAGAAUUUUUAGAUAAAAUAUCUUUUUUAGUAAAUUUUAAAUAUUAAAACUAUCAAUAAA
Messenger RNA from Gordionus sp. m RMFG-2023, 1840 nucleotides. RefSeq lists its product as uncharacterized. Bases 669 to 1688 code for a protein of 339 amino acids. The record is from RefSeq and is a predicted model, not a curated record. The transcript is spliced from 9 exons. Lineage: Eukaryota; Metazoa; Nematomorpha; Gordioida; Chordodea; Parachordodidae.